AAUGAUUAGUUCUAUUGUGUUUAUUAAUCACAAGGGAGAAAUUCUUAUAUAUAGAGUUUAUAAGGAUGACAUAACAAGAAGUGAGACUACACAAUUCUGUGCUAAAAUUGUGGCCACUAAAGAAAAUAAAGAAUGCCCAAUUAUCAAUAUUGAUGGUAAAUAAAUAAUAUUUAAAAAAUUUAGGAACAUCAUUUAUCCAUAUUACUAUUAAAGACAUUGUAGUUUUAGCCACAACAAAAGUAAAUGUAAAUGUAGCUAUGACCUUACAAUUUCUUUAUUAAUUAGUACCAUUAAAAUAUUAAUAUCUAGGUUAAAGUAUGCAGAGCUUAUUUUGGUGGAGAGUUUGAUGAAAAUUGUAUUAAAAAACAUUUUGUACUUAUUUAUGAAAUUCUGGAUGAAGUAAUGGAUUAUGGUGUUCCUUAAAUAGCUGAUGCAGAUCUUUUGAAAAAAGUAUCCAACUUAUUACUAGAAUUUUAUAGUAUAUUUAAGAAGGAGGAUUAAAACCAGAGUUAAUGAAUGAUGUAGAGAAAUUAAAAUAAUUAACAUCAUAAGCAACAGGAGCCACUUCUUGGAGACCACCCAAUCUUGUAUAUAGAAAGAACGAAGUUUAUUUAGAUGUCAUAGAGAGUGUGAAUGUUUUGAUGUCUGUAAAAGGAACAAUUUUAAAAGCAGAUGUAGCUGGAUCAAUUUAAGUGAAAUGUUUAUUGUCUGGGAUGCCAGAAUGUAAAUUUGGAAUGAAUGAUAAAUUGUUAAUGUAGAGAGAGCCACGUAAACCUGGUCAAACAACAACAGAUAAAGGUAUAACAAUUGAUGAUCUAAAAUUCCAUCAAUGUGUGAAAUUACCAAAAUUUGAUAAAGAAAGAGCAAUAACAUUUAUUCCACCUGAUGGUCAAUUUGAGUUAAUGACUUAUAGAAUCACUGAAAAUAUAAAUUUACCUUUCAAAAUUAUGCCUGUGUAUAAUGAAUUAGGAAAAAAUAAAUUAGAGAUUAGAGUCAAAGUAUUUAAAUUUUAUAAUAUUUUUGUAAGAUUAAAUCAAUUUUUGAGAAGAAUCUAUUUGCUACAAACUUAGCUAUAAAAAUUCCAGUACCUAAAAAUACAGCAAAUGUUAAUACUAAUUCAGCUAUUGGGAAAGCAAAACAUGAACCAGAUUAAUAAGGAGUGAUUUGGAGAAUAAAGAAAUAUCCUGGAGAUUUUGAAGCUUUAUUACGUUGUGAAAUUGAUUUAGGUUAAACAACAAAUUAAUAACCUUGGAUUAAACCACCUAUUUCAAUGGAAUUUUAAGUUCCUAUGUUUACAGCAAGUGGAUUAAGAGUAAGAUUUUUAAGAAUUUAUGAAAAAGCAGGAUAUAAACCAACAAAAUGGAUUAGAUAUAUUACAAAAGCUGGUGAGUAUUUACAUAGAUUGUGAU
Messenger RNA from Paramecium pentaurelia, 1409 nucleotides. The record is from the annotation of a GenBank genome assembly. NCBI's taxonomy places the organism in Eukaryota, Ciliophora, Oligohymenophorea, Peniculida, Parameciidae.